AAACCCAGCCUCUGGGUUUUCUCGAACAGCGGAGAAACAAGUGAUGAUCGUCGCCAUCGACGACAAUGAACAUAGCGCCUACGCGCUGGAGUGGAUGCUUGAUCACUUCUUUGUUCUUCUAGGUGAUAGUGCCUUGUUCAAGCUCGUCAUUGUUCACACCAAACCUUCUACUACUUCUGCCGUCGGCCUUGCCGGACCUAGUAGCUACUCAUGUGGUUUUCAAUACUUUUACUUACUAAUUCUUUCUAGAAGAAUUGCAGAAACCAGUUCCUCCAGGAAGAAGAGAUUCGUGGGAUCAACAGUGAGUUUUGGAACAAAGACUGAAUUGGUUUGAAAACCUAGAUCUGGGUUUGAGAAAAAAUCCAGAUUUGGAGAGGAAGAAGGAGGGAGAAGAGAGAGAGAAACAAUAAAAAG
Messenger RNA from Rubroshorea leprosula, 414 nucleotides. Lineage: Eukaryota; Viridiplantae; Streptophyta; Magnoliopsida; Malvales; Dipterocarpaceae. The record is from the annotation of a GenBank genome assembly.